Molecule: messenger RNA, 2755 nt
Organism: Oncorhynchus gorbuscha (pink salmon)
Lineage: Eukaryota; Metazoa; Chordata; Actinopteri; Salmoniformes; Salmonidae
Gene: htr4
Product: 5-hydroxytryptamine receptor 4
Exons: 8
Coding region: 316-1602 (428 amino acids)
Biological process (GO): adenylate cyclase-activating adrenergic receptor signaling pathway; regulation of appetite; chemical synaptic transmission
Cellular component (GO): plasma membrane
Molecular function (GO): G protein-coupled serotonin receptor activity
Source: RefSeq, a predicted model, not a curated record
CGCGAGGUGCCCCACGCGUACGAAACCGUCCAGCCAUUCACAUUUGCGCUCAUACUUCCGACUGCGCUCAGGAUACAUGGACAACUUUUUCGUUGUGUGAAUGUCAGCAGGGAACAUCUCUGAAAUUGUAGUCACAAAAAAACUGUUCACUUCUUAACUGUGUUUUGAUACAAGUCGAAAAUGUGAUUUCUCUCAUGGGGAUAUAGCAUCGUACCAUGGUUUUGGAACCCGGCGUCUCCACCAGGACAUGGACUGCUGCAUAGUCCCCGUGGCAGCCUAUUGUAUUCAUGCAUCCCAAAAGGACGCGCGAAUGCAAUGAAUUUCUUGAACAAAAUGGGAUUAUGUGACCCAACCAGUAAUACAACCAAUAGCUCAUAUGACCAUGGGAGUUUUGGCAUUGAUGGGUACAUGAAUCUAAGUUCCGGGGGCCCGAUGCCUGUGAUGGAGGAAGUAAAUAUCAGCAACAGUGAGAGCAACAGCAUGCCGAAGAGCAUUGCUCUCAUCUGCUUCCUGUCCCUGGUGAUGCUCAUGAGUGUCCUGGGGAACCUCCUGGUCAUGACGGCUGUCUGUAAGGACCGCCAGCUCAGAAAAAUCAAGACCAAUUACUUCAUAGUAUCGCUGGCCUUUGCAGACCUGAUGGUGUCGGUGCUGGUGAUGCCGUUUGGUGCCAUCGAGCUGAUCCACCAGAACUGGAUUUAUGGAGAAACCUUCUGCCUGGUCCGAACAUCUCUAGAUGUUCUGUUGACAACAGCCUCCAUAUUACACCUGUGUUGCAUAGCCCUGGACAGGUACUAUGCCAUCUGCUGCCAGCCGCUGGUCUACAGGAAGAAGAUGACAUCACUGAGAGUGGCUCUAAUGUUAGGAGGAUGCUGGGUAAUCCCCACCUUUAUAUCCUUUCUACCCAUUAUGCAAGGAUGGAACAGUAUUGGAAUAGACCAUUUGAUAGAGGAACGGAAGUUCAGCGGUGACGCAGUCAACGCGACGGCGUGUGUCUUCAUGGUCAACAAGCCCUACGCUCUGACGUGUUCCGUGGUGGCCUUCUACAUCCCACUGGGGUUGAUGGUGCUGGCCUACCAGCGCAUCUAUGUGACUGCACGGGAGCACGCACGCCAAAUCAGUAUGCUGCAACGGGCGGGGGCCGCCUCGGCAGACAGCGCCGACCACCAGCGCAACCACCGCAUGCGUACAGAGACUAAGGCGGCCAAGACUCUGUGCAUCAUCAUGGGCUGUUUCUGCCUGUGCUGGGCCCCUUUUUUUAUCACCAACGUGGUGGACCCCUUUAUAAACUACACAGUGCCGGGCCAGCUGUGGGCAGCAUGCCUGUGGCUGGGCUACAUUAACUCCAUGCUUAAUCCCAUUCUCUAUGCCUUCCUGAACAAGUCCUUCCGCCGUGCCUUCCUCAUCAUCCUCUGCUGUGGCAGAAAGCGUUACAGCGCCAGGCGGCCAUCCAUACUGGGGCCGGGGCCCCCCUGCUCAGCCACACAGAUCAACGGCUCCACCCAUGUGCUCAAGUAUGCUGCCCUGCAUAAUGGAAACCACAUUGAACAGGAAAAGCAGUCGUUGCAAAGAGAGGACACAGAGUCACAGGAGUCCUGCUUCUGACAACCACAGACAGAUAGACAGUCAGACAGACACCUCCCCAUGCAGGAUGAGACAGGGACUGGGUCAGAACCAUCCCUAGAGGGGGUCAUUCUAAAACAGCCUCUCCAACUGAGAGACAGCCGACUCGACAACGUCUCCGGACUUCAUUCUUAGUAGCAGGAUUUGAUUAUGGAAUGUUGAACACUACAAGGUGGACAAUGUUGCCAAAGCUAUUUGAUAUGAACUUGGUUUUAAGAUAUGUCCUUCCAUAUUUCCUUGAAGGACAACACUCCAAAUCUCUCUGAUCCACUAUAGCUCCGUUAGAAGAGAGAAUGUUUCAGUAAGGCUUAGAGUCACUUAGAAUGAAGCAUUAACUUGAAAUGUUCUAAUUUAAAAAAUGUAAAGGUUUCUUAUCUCUCCCUGUCAUUGGUGCCCUGUACUCAAUCACUAGCAGCCUACUUUCUCUUGAUGUUCUGCACAAUCUUCAAAAGCCGAAAGGGAUAGAAAGUAAUUGAACACACCUACGGUAAAGUAUGAAGUAAUUCAGCUCUUGACCGACUCUUGAUGAGUAUUAUUAGCUGCUAAAAUAUAUAAAGGAUUCAUCCCUUCCCUGUCAUGACUCAUCUCUCAGAUGUAUACAAGGAUGGACCAUGCAAUAAGAUGGACAUGUUUCCAUGAAAGCUUUUAAAAAGUUCUGGUUGCUGGAGUAAUCUUGGUCACAGUAUUUUGCCUCCUACUGCUGCUGUGUGGUAGUAUACUACCGUACUCUGUACAGUACGUGUGUGCAUACUUGAGAUCAUGUCCUCUGCUUUUUGAAGUGCCGCUCUCAACAUCACGUGUGUUUAGUCCAGUCCACAGUAACAUCCAAUGUCUUAUACAUGACUAACAGUAGCCUGUAAACAUGUGCCAGAAUGUACUCACAUUUUCAUUCAUUUUAUAUUCAUAAACAAUCAAAGGUAUCCUUGAACUGUAUACACAGCACUUCAGUCAAUGUUUACUUGCACCUGAAAUGUAAACAUUGGCUUUUUCACUUAGGUUAUUUUCCUGUGCAAUUUCAGAGCAAACCAAUCCACUUUCUGAGUCCUUCAGUAGGCUACCAAUGAGGUCUAGCUCAUGUAAGGUAUUCGCCACCAAAGCCAGCAUUUAAUUUUCUAAAUAAAUAGAGGACCAGUAG